AUGCCAUCGAGCAAGAGCACACCAACGUUGAAGGCAUUGAAGGCUCAACUGAAGGACAUCCAGUCUUCCCUCUGCGAUAUAUCUCGCUUCGUGGAACAGUUCAAGGAGGAAACAUCUACCACGCAGAUAACAUUACGUUUAGAUAGGGUAGACAGGUUGUGGGAGAAGUAUUCGGAAACUUUAGUGCUAGUUAGGGAUCAUGCACAGUUUGAGGAUGAAGACGAUGUAUACGAUAAGGAGAGACAGGUAAUCAGCGAUCGUUAUUACGAAGUGAAGGCGUUUCUUCUUGAUAAAGCACGGGAGCGUCAACCGCCACGGGAACAGGAUCAAUCCAUUCGCGACACUUCUGCAUUCGGAGGAUUAGACCAUGUUAGGCUUCCCCAAAUUAAAUUACAAACAUUCAAUGGAGCCGUGGACGAUUGGUUAAGCUUCAGGGAUCUGUUUACAUCUCUCAUCCACACCAAGGCGGAACUUCCUGAGGUAGAAAAGUUCCACUACCUAAAGGGUUGUUUGCUAGGGGAACCCAAAAACCUGAUCGAUCCGUUACCCCUCACCGAGGCAAAUUAUCAAGUUGCUUGGAAUUUGCUCUUGAAAAGAUACGAUAACUGUAAGGUGCUCAAGAAGCGGCAGAUCCAGUCUCUGUUCAAACUGCCAGCUCUUCAAAGGGAAUCCGUGACUGAACUGCAUGGCCUUCUUGAAGGAUUCGAAAGGAUAGUUCAAACUCUGGAUCAAGUAGUUCAAUCUCGUGACUAUAAGGAUCUUCUUCUCGUCAACUUCCUCACAACAAGGUUGGAUCCAGUAACGCGAAGGAGUUGGGAAGAACAGUCGGCCUCUAAGGAUCAGGAUUCAGUGAAGGACCUCACAGAUUUCCUACACAGACGGGUAAGGAUACUGGAAUCCAUGCCGUCGAAGCCAACGGAUAAAAACCCUUCUCAAGUUCAAGCACCCACAAAACCGAAGGCUGCAUCGGUGAAAUCUAGCUAUAGCACGGUACAGAGCUCAGCCGGACGCUGUGUGCUCUGUAAGGAUAGCCACCUGUUGUAUCAGUGUACUGGAUUUCAAAGAUUAACUGUUAUGGAACGGGAUGCAGUUUUGAAGGCUAAUGGUUUGUGCCGUAACUGCUUCAAGCUUGGCCAUCAGGCAAGGGAUUGCCAGUCAAGGUACUCUUGCCGAAAAUGUAAGGGAAGGCAUCACACCCUAGUAUGCUUCAGGUCGGAUCAGGAUGGUAAGGUUAUACCACCUACCAAGGUCAACAAUACCAACCCAAAGGAAACCCAAGGAUCAUCAAACGGCGCAAGUACCUCUCAAAUGGCUAACCUGGCAGCCACCGACACUGUGGUGUCUAACGUUGCUCAACAAAUUUCAUCACAAGUCCUGUUAGCGACGGCGAUCAUUCUACUGGAGGAUGAUGAAGGAAAUCGGUUCCCAGCAAGAGCUCUCCUAGACUCAGGGUCAGAGAGCAAUUUUAUUACCCAAUCGCUCAGCCAACGCAUGCGUGUACAACGGAACAACGUGGAUGUAUCAGUUCUUGGUAUUGGUCAAUCUGCUUCAAGGGUCAAGCAUUGCAUCUUGGCGACGGUGUUGUCCAGGAAUACUGAAUUCUCUCGGCAAAUGGAGUUUUUGGUCCUGCCUAAAGUCACUGUCAACCUACCAACAACGACAGUGAAUACGGAAGGGUGGUCUAUUCCAAGCGGAUUUGUGUUGGCGGAUCCUUCAUUCUUUCAACCCAACACGGUGGAUGUAGUUCUAGGAAUCGAAUGCUUCUUUGAUUUGUUUCACACGGGUCGCAGAGUUUCGUUAGGAGAGCGUUUGCCAACAAUCAGCGAAACUGUGUUCGGUUGGGUGAUUGGCGGAGGAAUUUCUAAUUCGCAACAUUCUCUACGGGUGAACUGUAAUGUCUCGUCUUCGAACAACUUAGAGGACCUUAUCGAAAGGUUUUGGAAGUGUGAGGAGUUGGAAUCUUCAAAGGCGUAUUCGAAAGAGGAAAGGAAAUGUGAAGAUCUGUUUCGGAACAUGGUUCAACGUUCAGAGGAAGGUCGUUAUACAGUAGCACUACCGAAGAACGACGAAAUGAUUGCUCGGAUUGGCGAGUCGAGGAACAUAGCAUUACGGCGGUUGCUCGCUACGGAACGUAGACUUGCAAGGGAUACCAGCCUAGCCAAACAAUAUUCCAGUUUUAUGGAGGAAUACCUUUUGUUGAGUCAUAUGGAGAAGGUUACAAACGAAGAUUCUACAAGCCGGUGUUAUCUUCCCCACCAUCCUGUCGUAAAGGAGGCGAGCACAACGACAAAGGUCCGGGUGGUAUUUGAUGCCUCUUGCAAGACGUCCACCGGGAUUUCUCUCAACGAUUGUUUGCUGUGUGGCCCUACUACUCAAGAGGAUCUUCGUUCGAUAAUCCUGCGGUGUCGCAUGAAGCAAAUAAUGAUGGUGGCUGACGUCGAAAAGAUGUUUCGGCAAAUUCUCCUACGCCAAGAGGAUCGACCUUUACAAUGCAUCUUGUGGCGGUCGUCAUCAACAGAGGAUGUUAGUGCCUACGAACUAUGUACUGUUACAUAUGGGACCAAAUCAGCGCCGUUCUUGGCAACCAGGACACUAAAUCAAUUGGCUUUAGAUGAAGAACAUCGCUUCCCACUAGCAGCGAAGGCAAUCCACGAGGACACUUACGUCGAUGAUGUCUUGACAGGAGCAAAUAACAUCGAGGAGGCGAGGGAGCUGCGUCAUCAACUAGAACAGCUGACUGAAAGCGGAGGAAUGAGAUUGCGGAAAUGGGCUUCUAACUGUUCCGAAGUAUUAGAGGCUGCCUACUGUCCGCUACAGUCCAAGCCCUCGGAUGGUAGUGCCAAGCGACUGAAGAACGAUAUCCAGAAGUUGACUCGUCGGCAAGGUAGGUUUAUUCUUGCUGGCGAUCUGAAUGCACGCCACUCGAUGUGGGGUAAUGCGAGGAACAACAGGAAUGGUGUGGUGCUUGCCGAGGCCCUACAGGCAGGGCACUAUACCGUUCUACACCCGAAUUCACCGACAUACUUCUCAUCAGCCGGAGUCGGUUCCACUCUGGACAUUGUUAUUACCAACAUAGCUGACAACUGCAUCAAUAUCCAAGCCAUCACUAAACUAUCUUCAAACCAUCUACCGAUGGUUUUCGAAGUGGAACGUGAAAUCAACCGUAGACAACUGCACCAGCGGAGGAAUUAUCACCGUGCGAAGUGGCCCCAACUGAAACGAUUCGUAGAGGAUCGGAUCGCCGAGAACCCAGCUCUCGUGAUCAAAGACGACAUCGACAGCGUUCUCCAAGAAAUCACCAAUACCAUUGGUGAAGCGGAAGCCCGGUUCAUCCCUACAACUCCAAUAUUCCUGGUCUCGCAUAAUCUGGGUCGGGACAUGGUCAGUCCGAUGAAACCAGCAACAGCAAACGAACUCAACAGCUACAUCAAGUGCAUGCGGAACAUGAAGGCUCCGAGAUUCGAUGGAGUAUUUAACAUUGUUCUCAAGAACCUUGGACCCAAAACGAUAACCACUCUGGUCAACGUCUUCAAUCGAUGCCUGGAGAUCGGGUACUUCCCAUCCGGAUGGAAGCUCUCUAAGGUGGUUCCCAUCCUUAGGCCGGGGAAGGAUCCCACCAGGUCGACCAUUCAGAUUCAGGAGCGGUCAUUCGAGCGUCCACCAACUCCAACGGGUGACGAACCGGAUCAGGCGAUCGAAGGAGUUGUCUAA
Messenger RNA from Aedes albopictus (Asian tiger mosquito), 3711 nucleotides. RefSeq lists its product as uncharacterized. Lineage: Eukaryota; Metazoa; Arthropoda; Insecta; Diptera; Culicidae. The transcript has 5 exons. The record is from RefSeq and is a predicted model, not a curated record. Bases 1 to 3711 code for a protein of 1236 amino acids. Gene Ontology annotation, molecular function: nucleic acid binding; zinc ion binding; catalytic activity.